Radiomyces spectabilis is the source of this 1205-nucleotide messenger RNA. Its product is annotated as mitotic spindle checkpoint protein. Gene Ontology annotation, cellular component: cytoplasm; kinetochore; nucleoplasm. Lineage: Eukaryota; Fungi; Mucoromycota; Mucoromycetes; Mucorales; Radiomycetaceae. The transcript is spliced from 5 exons. Bases 176 to 925 code for a protein of 249 amino acids. Gene Ontology annotation, biological process: mitotic spindle assembly checkpoint signaling. The record is from RefSeq and is a predicted model, not a curated record.
CUCAUCGUCUGUGAACGUCAAUAAAAAAAAAAAAAAAAAAUGUGUGCUAAACAGAAGCGCACACCCAGAAUUGAGAGAACCGAAAAUUUUCAAAUUCCUAUAAAAGAAAAAAAAUGAAAGAGUUUCUGACUUUACUUCUCUUUCACCCACUUGUCCUGAAAUCACACCGUUGCUCAUGAGUGCACCUAUUAGCGGUAACAACCUCAUGCUUAAGGGUACUGCCCGUACCAUUACUGAAUUCUUUGAAUGCUGCGUAAGCUCUAUUUUAUAUCAGCGCGGCGUCUAUCCUACUACCGAUUUCGUGUCUACCCGAAAAUACGGAGGUCUAUCUGUGAUGCGCACGGUUAAUCCAUCUGCUCGCGCCUAUUUGGAUCGAAGCCUUCCCCAAUUGUCUGAAUGGCUGUCGCAAGAUAAGCUCAAAAACCUCAUGGUUGUCCUCCGCUCUCGAGACACAGAAGAAGUAUUGGAACGAUGGCAGUUUGAUCUCAAACGAGAUGCUGAAAAGGAUGAAUCCUCCGAAUCGACUGUUCCCUCACCAUCAGACGCAGUCCUCGCUGAACAAAUCCGCGCGAUUUUGCGCCAGAUCACAGCCAGUACCAGUUUCCUUCCUGCCUUUGACGUCCCGCCAACGUUUCAUAUUAUGAGUUACGCUGAAGAUGAUGUUCAAAUACCUAGCACUUGGGAGGAUGAAAGCCCUUCUUCCAUUCUGAUCGAGGGCGGUGGACAACACGUGCGACUUCGAUCGUUUUCUACAUCGGCUUACAAUGUCAGUUCGUUGAUUGCGUACCGUCUCGACAGAUCCUAUGAAAAGAACAUGUUUGAAGACGACAAAGAUUCUCACAAUACUUCAGCUACUUCAGCAAAAAAGCGACCGGUCACGAAACCUGCUGACGAUGAUGACAACAAAAAACUAAAGACCCAUUAGUCUCCUAUGCCAUUAGUCAAGUACUUAUGCUUGCAUUACACCAGUUUCCCUCCUCAUUUAUGCCACAGUUUAACAUCGCACCAAUCACACGUUGUCAUCACAGUCUACAAUAUUCAACCUUUUCGUGUUAUCAACCAACAUAUUCCCUAUGCCGUCGUUGCCUAAAAAACAAUAAAUUAUUGGCUUUACUCCUUGUCUACCGAGCAUUAUUCUUUUAAACGAACAUUUACCCACCUGCAGCAGUAAGUGGUGAUAGGUGGAUCGUUGAAUAAAAGCGAGG